This is a messenger RNA of Amphibalanus amphitrite, 2287 nucleotides long. RefSeq lists its product as uncharacterized. Lineage: Eukaryota; Metazoa; Arthropoda; Thecostraca; Balanomorpha; Balanidae. Bases 304 to 1590 code for a protein of 428 amino acids. The record is from RefSeq and is a predicted model, not a curated record. The transcript has 4 exons.
GUGAAUAGGACCGCACGAAACCGAGGAAGCGGAAAAGACUGAAUGGCCAGAAGAUAGCCCGAUCAUUUUCUCCGAUCUGAGCGUGGUCCAGGACUAUGGUACCUAUGGCCGGUUUGAUGCGGAACUUAUCAGACAUUACGCCGCUACAAGCGACUCGCAAUAAUUUGGUCAGCAUUGUAAAGGACGAUACCGCCGGAAAGCACUCAGACUGAAUGACGCUGCGGGAUGGCCCAGAAUGCGCCAGGACGUAACGUGAUUCCAUACUGGUGGCCCCGCCGGGUGACAUAUGAGCUGUGAGCGACAAUGGAAUCCGACAGCCGGCGGCCGACAGACGGCGUGCGGUCGGUCGGUAUGUGGCGGCCGGACGGUGUAGGACGCCGGGCGGGCGGCGGAUGGCGGCGCGGCGCGCGCCGGGCCGCAGGACAAGUGGGACGGGCCGGCGUCGAACCGGGACAUCGACGGUGGCGGGCCGACCAAUUAGGGGCCGGGCCGACCGACGGAGGACGCAGGACGUCCAGCCGGCCGCCACUCGACGCUCCGAUGCGGCGGCGGCAGCACGCCAUGUCGGCGCGGCGCGGCCUGCCGGCGCUGCUGCUGGCGGCCGCCGUCGGUGCCGCGGCGGUCGGUGCAUCGUCCUCUGCCGGCGCCAGCCAGCAGAAACAGGAGCUGCCCCACGCGGCCGCGCACAAACAGAUCGUCUACCGCUACAUCCCCAUCGACAAGUCGUUCCUGAACCUGGACCGCGCGUACGACGACUACUACAGGACCAGUCCGGCUAGCGAGAACGCCAGGAGGGACUACAGUCAGACGGGCCACCGGGGUCGGCUGGACAGCUACGACCGGCUGUACAACAACGACUACCGCACCCGGAACGACUACAGCGACUACGGCUCGGCGACGGGCUCCCGCGGCAGCGCGGAGGUGGACACGUACUCGUCUUACUCGCGGGGGGACAGCCACCACCACGGCGGCGAGGUGGACACCUACUCCUCCUACUCGCGGGGGGACAGCCACCAGCACGGACUGACCAACACCUACAACAGGGACUCGGACGACUACGGCGACUACUACGACUACGACUAUAGUCAUGAGCACACCACCAAACGGCCCAAACGGAGACGUAAGAAGAAAACGAAGACGAGCAAGUCGAUGUCUUCCAGAGUGCUCGACUUCGCCGAGGCCAUGAUACGCAGGAUCUGGUCACGCGACUCGAGUGGUGGCGGCCACGGCCACGGCUACAAAAGCCGCCCCAAGAAGAAGAAGAAGAAGAAGAAGAAGAAGAAGAGGACGAGGUCCAAGUUCAAGUGGCCGCGCUUCGUCACGUUCGACGGCGUGCUGCGUUUCCUGACGUACCUCUUCGCCGUGGCAUCGGUGAUCGGCUACAUUCUGCUAGUCACCCUCAACGCCGUGGCUAGCGACGGCUGGAACGGCUUUUUCAAGCGGCGUAGCCUGGACACGAGUGGCGCCGAUUUGGUGAACGCCGAGGCCCUCCGCCUGCUGCAGCUGCUCGAUACCGCCAUAGAGCGCUACCGGGGCAGGGAGUGCGUCUUCUGCCGACAGGGCUGGGGCGCGCAGACGGACUUCGAGUAGGCGCCACGGCCGACGUCUCAGUCUUCAGCUGGUUCAUCGGCGGUGCGACAAGGGCAUCAUCUGCAGACUCCGGUUCGCACCUUCCUCAGGGCGGGGUCACGCUGAAGCCAGCCAGUCCAACGGACACCGCACUCUCAACGGCCGGGGAGUCCGCCGAGUUGUGUACGCAAGGAAAGUGGCUCAGAAUCCGCCAGGUCCAAAACCUUCUCAGGGUUACAACCGGAACGCAGUGGUCAGUGACGGCUGCUGCAGCCACAGCAGUUCGAAAAUGUUGAACCGUUCAGCGGCAUUCUGACUGUGGGCCAGCCGCCGACUUAUGGGCGAUUGUGGGCCUGUUUGUACUUUUUUAUUCGUACACCAGUGUUGUAUUGCCUCAGGUCGAGGUCCAGUACCGGCAUAUUGCCACUCCGUCCCUCCCGUGUGUAGAAUGUUGAUUGUUUGUUUAGUUACAUUCAUUGUUAUUCCUUAGCCGAUCGGGUGAUUCACCGCGUAUACCAUAGUCGUCUCAUGUCAUACCCUAUUAGAAAAUGGCUCAAAUGUGAUUAUACCAGGUUGCCAGGUAAUUUGGCCGAAAGAAGCGCUUUUGCAUGACAGAAUACGGCCAUUAUCGUAGACCCUUGUUAGCAUAAAAAACGUUAUGAUGCUGCAUAAGACAUUAUAUUAUUGCUGAAUAAUGAAUACAUGAUUUUAAUACAAA